Molecule: messenger RNA, 1441 nt
Organism: Cygnus atratus (black swan)
Lineage: Eukaryota; Metazoa; Chordata; Aves; Anseriformes; Anatidae
Product: lysozyme C-like
Exons: 5
Coding region: 35-514 (159 amino acids)
Molecular function (GO): lysozyme activity
Source: RefSeq, a predicted model, not a curated record
CCACCCAACCCAACCCGAGAGCUGCGCGCGGGCGAUGCUCGCUCCCUCUCUGAGACUCCUUGGGAGAUGCAGCGCAUCCUCCUGCACGGGUGGGACCCCCCGAGCCUGGCUUCUGCCCCGCACCCAGGGAAGAAGGAUUCCCCGAUGUGAGCUGGUGAAGAUCCUACGCAACCGUAGCUUUGAGGGCUUCGUUGGCAAAACUGUAGCUGACUGGGUCUGCCUGGUGCAACAUGAGAGCAAUUAUGACACCCAUGCUUUUAAUGACAACGGGGGUAAGAGCCGGGACUACGGAAUCUUUCAGAUCAACAGCAAGUACUGGUGUGAUGAUGGCAGAACCCCUGGAACUUCAAAUACCUGUCGUAUCAAUUGCUCAAAAUUUCAAGAUGAUAACAUUGAAGAUGAUAUUCGGUGUGCCAAGAUAAUUGCUAAAGAGGCUCGUGGCCUCACACCCUGGGUUGCCUGGAAAAAAUACUGCCAAGGCAAAAAACUGGAUUCCUAUGUCAAGGGUUGCUAAUUGACUCUGCGAGCAGCGGCUGUGUUCUCAGGAUGACCAACGGUGAAGAGUGAGGCUGUGUAGAGAGCGACUAGGAAAAUGGAUGGGUGCAGGGAAUUAAACGCAGCGUAAGGUAGAUGGGUUGCUGGCUAUCGCUAAUACAAUGAGGCUUUGUGCUAAUACAAUGCAAGUAGGGAAUUUAAAGGCUGAUGGCUUAGUAGAAAUGAAACUUAGUGGAAGUGAGAGCAUUACAGGUGGAUUUUCAGCGAUUUACUUGCAUAGUCCUGUCUCAAGAUUUUGUUGUCCUGAAUGAUGACCAUUUAGGUGUUCUCUCUGUUUCCCUAUCUUUCUCUCUCCUCCUUCCUUCCUUCCUUCUUCCCACCCUUUCCCUCUCCUUCCCUUAUCUUCUUUCAUUCUUUUCUUCCUUCUUAUCCGAGAUGAAGAAAAUAAGAUCAUUAAUGAAUGCUGCAUGAGUUACAAGGCCUGCAUAAUGGCAGGUGCCUUGUAUCUAGGGCAGUCCCCGGCUCAUGUGGGAAGUACAGAGACAGAGAACUGCACUGAAACAGAACCUUGUCCUUAAAUUUGUCCUGAACAUCUGCUCCUAGCUGAUGUGGGAGAUAGGGCACUGAAAUGUAUGGACAUCUGGUCUGGCUGAAUAUGGCUUUUCUUACUAUCUUUUGAGGUGUCAGAUCAAAUACAGUGUAGAAAAGAUGCAGGGAGUUCCUGUCUCAGUGAGGAAAUAAAGGAUGGGAAAGCCAAUUAGGGCAGGGAAAUGUUUUGCCAUUUAGAUCACAAGUAACUUUUCCAAAUGAAUGCUGAAUCCAGGAGCUGCACAAAUGGAAGGGGACAACACUUCAGCCUUCAGCCACGCUUGCUUCUUUGUAUGCUUUGUUCUGCUGCUUGGUGAGCAGUGACUGCUUUUAUGUUUAGACAAUAAAGAGAUGCUUU